This is a messenger RNA of Paramuricea clavata, 7490 nucleotides long. The record is from the annotation of a GenBank genome assembly. NCBI's taxonomy places the organism in Eukaryota, Metazoa, Cnidaria, Anthozoa, Malacalcyonacea, Plexauridae.
CAUUUCCAAUAUGGCCGCCGUUUUUGUUGUUGGAGCACGUGUUAAAAUGAUUUCAUUUCUUCGUUAAAACAUAGUUAGUAGUUCAUUUUUAAACAUGGGACGACUUCGUAAACGCCACAACUGGAAAGCACGCCUGGUUGAAGAUAAUAAUAAUAAAGCAGAGCAAAAAACCGAAGCAAACAAUUCAAAUAUUGUGAAAAGCUCUUCAACUGUUGAGAAUGACUUGGUUUAUGGCAACGCGUUAAACGGCAGCAAUAUGCUGGCUUUGCCCUCUAAGAAAGCAGAGAAGGAAACAAGAUAUCUGCAUCUACCUACAGAGAAGAAACAUCUCAGCAAAAAAGCGAGAAAACGUCUAGAAAAAAUUGUUGAAACAAAAAAGAAAAAAUCAAAGCGUGCAGAUGUUUUGAAGUUGCUGGCACAGUCAUCAGUAAGUGAGAAUGAGAUUUCUCAAUAUAGCUCAGCAAGUAGACUGGGACAGGUGAAUAACAGCGAUUUGAAAAGGAAAUUGUCUGGUGAGGUGCAAGAGAGUAACAUACAGCCAUUAGUGAAAAGAGGAAGAAAGAAAGGAAAGAAAGAACGACUGAGAAUGAAAAUGAAAAAGUUGGAAGAAAAGGAGGAUGUUCAAGUGGAAACAAGCUCAGGUGAUGAUGAUAAUGAUGAUGUCGCCAGUGAUAAUGAAAAACAGGAUGAAGUGGAAGCACUGAAAAAUGAAAUGGAAAGACAGGAAAAGCAAGAAGUUGAAGUGGAUGAAAAAGAAAAGGAAAUCGAAAAGAAAUCACAUGUAGAGGAGCAAAAUGUUUCAUCUGGUAUUUCAUUUGACUCACCACAUACUAAAGAAGGUAAAGUAGAACAAACAAUUUCUGAACAGCAGACCAGUGGAAACUCAACUGAUACAUCAAAACAUACUGAACAGUCAACUAUUAAAACUUCUUUGAACAGUGGAAAUUCAGCAGAAAUUACAAAAGGUACAGCAGAAGAAACUACAAAUUCUUUGGAUGUGGUGGCAACAACAGCCAAACCUUCUGUUUUUGUUCAAGUUAACCGUGAUCCUGAGAUUCAAACUGCUCGGCUACAGCUACCAAUCCUAGGUGAAGAACAAGCAGUUAUGGAAGCUAUCAAAGAAAAUGAAAUUGUUCUUUUAGUUGGUGAGACAGGGAGUGGGAAGACAACACAAGUCCCACAGUUCUUGUACGAGGCAGGUUAUGCCCUCCAAGGAACUAUUGGUAUAACUGAACCAAGAAGAGUUGCGGCUGUUAAUAUGUCACAAAGAGUUGCAUUAGAGAUGUCUUUGCCGAGAAGUAAAGUAUCCUAUCAAAUUCGAUAUGAAGGAAACACAACAUCAGAAACAUGUGUGAAAUUCAUGACUGAUGGUGUACUCUUAAGAGAAGUUGAAAAAGAUUUCCUUCUGUCAAAUUAUUCUGUCAUUGUCAUUGAUGAAGCUCAUGAACGGAGUGUCUACACAGAUAUCCUUAUUGGUUUGUUGUCCAGGAUUGUUCUGUUAAGGAAAAAACAAGGAAAUGUUUUAAAACUUAUCAUUAUGUCAGCAACACUCAGAGUAGAAGAUUUUACCAACAACACAGCCCUGUUUAGUCCCACUCCACCUGUAGUCAAAGUUGAAUCUCGCCAGUUUCCUGUGACCAUUCACUUUAAUAAGCGCACACCAACAGAUUAUGUGAAUGAAACUUUUCGUAAGGUAGUUAAAAUUCAUAAAACCCUCCCGGACGGUGGCAUCCUUGUAUUUCUAACAGGGCAAAAUGAGAUUCAUUCUCUCUGUAGGAAGUUAAGGAACAUCUUUCCCUACAAGAACUCCUUGAAACCUUCAGACCAAGAGAACACAAGUGAGAAGAAAGCUGGAAUUAACCUGGAUGAUUAUUCAAUGUCCUCCAAGACUAUGGUAAUUGACAGGGAGAUGGAAGAUGAAGAUGUUGGAGAGGCAGUAAUUGCUGAUGAUGAUAGUUCAAGUGAGUCAGAAUGCCAUGACACCCAAUGUUUUGAUGAUACAAAUUCAUCACCUAUGUAUGUCCUACCUCUUUAUUCAUUACUCUCCAAUGAGAAGCAACGAAAGGUAUUUGAAACUCCCCCAGAUAAUGCGAGGUUUUGUGUGGUUGCCACAAAUGUUGCCGAAACCUCGCUAACCAUUCCAAACAUCAAAUACGUUGUUGAUGCUGGGAUGGUGAAGAGAAGAUAUUAUGACAAGACAACAGGAGUGUCUUCUUUUAAAAUCACAUGGACAUCUCAAGCGUCAGCCAAUCAAAGAGCUGGAAGAGCUGGUCGAGUUGGUCCUGGUCAUUGCUAUCGCCUUUAUUCGUCUGCAGUGUUUAACAAUGAUUUUGAAGAGUUUACUCAACCUGAUAUUCUCAGACGACCUGUUGACGAUCUCGUUCUGCAGAUGAAAGCUAUCAACAUUGAUAAAGUUGUCAACUUUCCUUUUCCAACUCCGCCAGAAAGUAAAGUUCUUGAAACAGCUGAGAAGUUGCUCAUUGAUCUCGGAGCAUUGGCACCAAAGAAGACGAGGAAAGGAGUUAUUACUUCAAUAAUCACAUCUCUUGGUCGAACCAUGACGAAAUUUCCUGUGUCCCCACGUUAUGCGAAGAUGCUUUGCUUGGGACAUCAGAAUCAGUGCUUGCAAUAUGUCAUUGUCGUUGUUGCAGCUCUUACGGUCCAUGAAAUAUUUUCAUCAGGAGGCCGUGAAGGUGAAGACAAGAAAGAACGAAUAAGUAGCAUUACAAAGCUCAGAAGAAGAUGGGCUGGUGAUGGUUUGUCUCAGUUGCUUGGUGAUUUCAUGGUUAUGUUACGUGCUGUUGGUGCUGCCGAGUUUUCUGGUUGUUCUUCAAAGUUUUGUCAAUCCAGUGGUCUGCGACACAAGGCCAUGGUUGAGGUGCGCAAACUAAGAGUCCAGUUAACAAACGCAGUCAAUGGCGUCAAUCCAGAUGCUCAGCUGUAUGUUGAUCCAAAGAUGAAACCACCAUCACCAUCUCAGACAAAGAUCUUGAGACAGAUUAUUUUGUCCUGCUUUGGUGAGAAUGUUGCUCGUCGUAUGUCUGCUGAAGAUUGUGCUAAUCGACAAAUCAAGAAUGCUUAUGAAUGCCACCUGACUGAGGACCCUGUAUUUAUUCAUCCAACCUCUGCUCUCUUCACUGUCCUACCGGAGUUUAUUGUGUUUCAGGAAAUAGUGGAAACCACUAAACUUUAUGUGAAAGGUAAGAUGUUUAAAGUCUGUUUGCCAAAUAGUCCGUUCAAACAAUGAUUCAGUGCAUACAACUAGGAAUACGCAUCAAUAAGCGUAAUACAUAUAUUUUAGGUUCAAUUCUUUUGUAUUUUAAAUUUCGAGGCUUUCGGUGUUAAGUCGUUCAUUUUUAAUCCAGUUUUUGUUUUAUGACAGUAUUUUAUCAAAUCCUGGCUUUUUAUUGUGACCUUUCUGCCUCAGUGAUCACUUUUUAGUUGAAAAGCAGUCGUUUUUGUAGGCAACCUACUAUGAAAUUUAGUUCUAAACUUGAUACAGGAUUGUCCAAAUUCAACCGAAUUGUUUUCGCUCUAUUUUCGCUGUAGAUGAUGAGUAGCUGUGGGAAUGUAAAAGUCGCGUCGUGUUGACGUUUAUCCUUUUGGUUUUGUUAUUGUUGAGACUUUAGCGAGGUUCAGAUUUGACUUCCACUACCGCUACCAUUAAUGGACUAUUAACCAAUCAAUUGCGUUUGACAUAUCCGAUUAACCAAUCGUACGAAGCGUACUGAGCCAGUGAGGUACUCUAUUUAGGUACUCUGGCUAAGAAUGUUUUGUUACAAUGUCGACCAGAUGACAGUAACUGACCACAGCAAGGCCGCAUUUUGAGGGGAGGUGCGCACCUCCCCUAAGAUCGUUUUGCACCUCCCCUGAGAAUUUUUGCACCUCUCCUUGGGAAAGUUUCAAUGAUAGAUCAAAGUGAAAAUUUGACAUUUUUUGGUUGCUUAGGGUCUACACUUCGUACGAAGGUUUUUCUGUAAAAUUGAAACAGUGAUAGCCAGUCAUCUUUGUGUCAAGUACCUUUUUAAUACAAUGUUUUGAAAGAAGCUUUGUAGUAAUUGUAAUGAAGGGCAAAAUUGGAUGAGUUGUACAGUCAUGAUUCAUUAAUACACUGAUACACAUGUACACGACAUGCAUACGUCACGUCGUUGACUUUGGCCCGUUCUAGACCGCUGCCCCUCCCCUAAAUUUUUUCCACCUCCCCCACUAUUUCUGCCAAAAUCCGGCCCUGGACCACAGUCGGAUCAUCGCGUUAUAAUACAGGUUCAGAUUUCCACUACUACUACUUCUCACUGGUUUAGUACGCAUCUGAUUAGUUAAUCGGAUAUAUCAAACGCAUCUCACUGGUUAAUGGUCCCUUAAUUUAAUGGUAGCGGUAGUGAAAUCUGAACCUCUCUGAGAGCCUGUUACUCGCCCAGGUGGGACAAACAAGCGCUCUGUUUAUAUGGAAUCGAGUUACUCGGCAUUUGUCGCAUGAUCGCCGAAAUGGCGCCAAAAUACAAAAAGGAUUUUAGUCGUUUGAAACGUUAAAAAACGUUACAAAAUGUCGUUAAAAUACCAGAAUAAGCGCCGAGAAAUUCAGGAAAACUUAGCUAAUGGUUCGUAUGUGUUUUUGAGCUAUUAUAUUUCAAAUACAAAGCGCAUACAUUCUAUCUCAGGCGGCCGGGCAAAGUGUUUACAUGGAAAAUAUUCAUCCCGCGCCUAACCGAUGUCCCGCCUCUUUCUGCCGGGAACUCGGCAAGGCGAGUUUAUACUCGGCUGCAUCAUGUGAACAGUCACCCGGGAUAACUAUUAGUUUCUAUAAUAGCCGCGAUCUCGCCGUUGCCAAGUAACUCGCUUUGCCGAGUAACUCGCCUCCAUGUAAACAGACCCUGACAUAGCUAACGUUCCCACGUGGCAAAACUCCUCUAAUUUUUCUUAAUAUCGCUAUUCUUGGGGCAAGCUUCUUACACACUGUUUCUUGUAGGUGUCGCCGCCGUUGAGCCAGACUGGUUUGCUCUGUUAGUUCCACAGCAGUGCUCCUUUUCCAAACCUCUGAAAGAUCCCGCUCCGAGGUUUGACCAAACUGAAGGAAUUGUUAAAUGCCACAUAAAUGUUUCGUUUGGAGCUCGAGUUUGGUGUCUGCCUGUACAAGAGUUAGAGCAUCCAAAAUGUACCGAUAGGUACAAGUUGUUUGCUCGUUUUCUCUUGGAAGGUCACGUUGUGUCAAAGUUAGCCUCUUUUAGUCAGAAUCUUUUGGCGCUACCAUCAACUAUGGUUAAGACCUGGUCAAAGCUGCAGCCACGAACAGAAAUUCUGUUGAGAGAACUUGUAGACGGUGGUGUUGAUGACAAGGCUAGUUUACUUGCGAUGUGGAAGAAAGAUACAAACUAUUUGUUGAAGGCGUAUCUACAAUGGAUUCCGGAAUCCAAACAUGAUGCGGUCAUGAAGAUAUGGCCUCCUGUUGAACUGUAAUGGAGACUGAGCUAGGGUUCAGCGCUGCUUCUGCUCUUAUUGAACAUAGCAGGGAAUUUAAAGACGAAUUAAAACGAUUAUGUAUAGUAACUGUCUAGGAUGCGAUUUACAGUUUAGCCAAUUCGCUAACGGCCCGUGCACACACUGCGAUUUUCUGUACCAGAUGGAUGUGAAGGAGUGGAUGAGUUAUAAAUGUUCCAGGUUAUGAAAUUUCGUAACAACGUCAUUAAGUAAUCUACUCCUUCAUAUCCUCCAAAAGGAGAAAAUCGCAACUAAAAUCGCAGCAAAAAUCGCCCGUGUAAACGGGCCUUAAACAAACACGCGUAUGGAAAUUUCGCAAUUAACUAAUCAAGAAUUGUGGCGUCGACAGUAAUAUUCGUACGCCAGAGAAUGACAAUCGUAUACGACUAAUUCAACCAGACUUAAGGUGGCUCGAUACAGUUUUUUAAAACUGGAAAAUUUGCGAUUUAGAUCCGUUUGGACAAGUAUUACUUGUUGAACAACAAAAAACAUCUUACUGAUGUAAAACAACAUCGAAACUCUAAAGAGUUUUCGAAAUGUUUCACAACAGUUAUGCAACAACGUUUCAAAAGUUGUUGAAACGUCGUUGUUGCCAUAUAGCAAUGGCAGUUCUGUAACUUUUUGUUAAAAAAGCAAAUCCGUUAGAUGUUGUUUUACAUCGGUUCAAAGAUACUUUUUGUUUUUAAACAAGUAAUAAUUGUCCAAAAAUACGGAUCUAAAGCGUGAAUUUUCCACUUUUUUUUAAACUGUAUUGAGCCACCUUAAGAUCGACAGCUUUGACAACGAAAUAAACAUUGUGCAUGUUUCCACAAAACGAAAGCGAGGAGGGAAAUUCAAAAAUGAUAAAAAGAAACAACACGAAAGAGCAAAUACUCAUUCAUAAAGUAACCUGUAUUCUCAGGCUAUGAAUAAAGCCAAAGGCGUCUUCUUUAUUAAGCAUAAAUAACAGCAAUUUGUUAUUGAACAGCACAACGUGAAAUACAUUUCAUUUAAAAUUCAGAAUCAAAACCCUGGCCAAUCAACUGUUGUCGUCGAUUAUUUUCAACAGCAGUUGUAACCAUACUUCGACACUUGAUGUGGCUGAAGCUCAUCUCGCCAUAAUGCUGUGGACAAAGAUAAAGAAAUUGUUGUAAAUACCGGAUAGCUUUCCGUAGCGACGUGAAAAACACCUAUCCGUACCUUUUAGGAACGCUAUUUUCAGAGGAAUUAUUGCAAAGGAGAGGUCAGUGAGCUCUUAUAUAUAUAUAUCUGGAGUAAGAACUUCAGUCAUUCGGUCAAAGAGAAAAGUGAAGCCAAGAUGGCGGCCAUUGACAUUCAAUAGCUCUGAAGGUCGUAAACAGUUUUUAUACCAUUUUCCCCAGCUAAUUCCAGUUUUCUCUAAUGGACUGUAUCACUAAACAAGUUAUCAGUUCAUAAAAUCACAAUAUUAUUCUUUAAAUCGAAGUCAAAAUACGAAAUUUCAACACACUCCUUGCCAAGAUGGCGGAAAUUGAAGGAGCUAUUGGACGUCAGUUCCAGUCCCUUUCUAUUGUUUUUGUAUGCGCGGUUAACACGAAACUGGCUUCACUUUGAGCAACCAAGUUCCCACUCCAGAUAUAUAUGGAGCUCACUGGGAGAGGUUUGGUUUCGCUCAGCUUCUGAAAGUUGUACAUUCCGUAUCGGACAGGUGUUUUUCGCGCCGCUACGGAAAGCUAUCCGGUAUAGUGUAAAUGUAGCAUAUAUGUGAGACAAUUUUACGUUAGUGUCACAGUUAGGGCAAUCCCGUUUUGGUCUAGUGUUACUCCAGUACAUGACGAAACCCGAUUGUCCAAAUAAAACCUGUGGUGUCACUUCUCACAUAGCUUCGCGUGCGAUACAGGAGAAUUUAUGCAUGAGAACAAAUUACUACUUACAGACAACAAUAUUUGAACUUUAUGCACCACAAGAACUGCAACAGCUACUCCAAGAAAGUGAAGAUCCCUGAUUGAUGAACCUGUAAAUUAUAUGGACUUAUAUUUACUGCGCCACUUAUUGAA